Glycine soja is the source of this 624-nucleotide messenger RNA. RefSeq lists its product as uncharacterized. The transcript is spliced from 2 exons. NCBI's taxonomy places the organism in Eukaryota, Viridiplantae, Streptophyta, Magnoliopsida, Fabales, Fabaceae. Bases 1 to 624 code for a protein of 207 amino acids. The record is from RefSeq and is a predicted model, not a curated record.
AUGACCGGGAUUAAGGGAGCCCCUUACAGAGCAUGUAUUGAUGCCCUGACAGUGACCGACGUCUGUUGGAUGCCAUAUGAUGAGCAUCGGGGAGUUCGGGGCUAUGACUUGAUAUCCUCGUACACGGGGCAAGUAAGAUGGGGUCCGAUCAUCGUCUACAUUCGACCAGAGUGGGUGGUUCGACAGAUGGGGUACAUUCAGACCGUUCCUCCGUCACCGGUUCGUGAUUCGUUAACAGGUACUGAUAUAGAUGACCGGUGGGUACACUUUUUAGAUCAUGUGGCGCCUACAGGGGAGCUCUGUGUAGUUCCUGGGCAGGUGGCCCCAGACUACAUGGAGUGGUUUUUCCAGAUUUCGCACCCUUUUGUGACGCCGAAGGAGGACACUACUGAGCCGAGACCUACGCCUCCCCCUCCCACUCAUGAUGAUGACUUCGUCAGAUCCCCCUACGCAUUUUGUGUUGAUUGCACAACAUGUGUCAGGAUGGGAAGGAUUGCUGAGCAUUUGGAGCGUGUCAUCAACCUCAGGAUGGUGACUGCAGAGACUGACUUAUAUGAUAUCAUGGAUCUUUUUCUGAGGAUAGCUAGAGAUGACAACCCAGAUGAUAGUCUUAGGCCGCGAUAG